AUGGAUCCAACUGCAAUCAUUGAAUAUCUUAAGAAGAUGAUUGAUACACGGUUGGACAUUGAAAACUCUUCAGUUGGACCCCUUGUCAAUCAUAUGACCGUUCUUACUGAAGAACAUGAGAAGUUGGGGUACAAGCUUGGGUUCAAGCCAAAGCCAAGAAUUGACUAUACUUUGAAGGCUGUUGGUGGUAGUUUAACAGCUCUUCCUGGAAUUUCGGAUAUGAUUGAUGAUACUGUAAAUUCAAUUGUCACAGAUAUGCUAGAAUGGCCUCAUAGAAUUGUCGUUCCAAUUGGUGGAAUACCGGUGGAUACUAGUGAUUUGGAGCUUAAGCCACAGGGCAAGCUUAUAGUGACCAUAGUCAGGGCUAAUGGCUUAAAGAAUCAUGAAAUGAUUGGAAAAUCUGAUCCAUACGUAGUCUUAUAUAUUCGCCCACUAUUCAAGCUUAAGACGAAAACCAUCGACAACAACCUAAAUCCGGUCUGGGACCAGACAUUUGAGUUAAUUGCAGAAGAUAAAGAGACGCAAUCUCUUAUCCUCGAGGUAUUUGAUAAAGACAUAGGGCAAGACCAGCGAAUGGGUGUUACAAAGUUGCCUCUGAAUGAGCUGGAAACGGAGACCCCGAAAGAAAUUGAAUUAAGGUUACUGCCAAAACUUGACAUGCUCAAAGUCAAAGACAAAAAAGAUAGAGGAACUAUCACAGUGAAGGUGUUGUAUCAUGAGUUUAACAAAGAAGAGCAGUUAGAAGCUCUGGAGGCAGAGAAGAAGAUCCUAGAAGAAAGAAAGAGGCUAAAGGCAGAAGGGGUCAUCGGCAGCACUAUGGACGCCCUUGACGGGGCAGCAUCAAUCGUUGGUUCAGGAGUUGGAAUGGUAGGCACGGGCAUUGGUGCAGGCGCAGGAAUAGUAGGAAGUGGUCUUGGAGCUGUUGGCAGUGGACUAAGCAAAGCUGGAAAGUUUAUGGGAAGGACUUUCACAGGGCAGUCCAGCUCCAGCCAUGCAAGGAAGAGGAGUGGUUCCUCUACUCCAGUAAACUCUCUUCAAGAAAAUGGUGGUACAUAGGCUCUGCCUUAGUUUUGUGAACUAGAAACUUACUAGUGUUUGUAAACUUUAUAGGCUUUAGAUCAGAUAUCAGCAUGUGUUUUGAUGCAAGAGUGUACUUUUCGAGAAAUGGAAUUAAUGUGUUCAUAAGCGGGUGAAAGAUAUGCAAAUGUGCACGAUUUACAGGGCUACAUUUUGCGAUUCAUUUAAGACCCUCCGAUCCAUUUUAAUUGA
This is a messenger RNA of Nicotiana tabacum (common tobacco), 1269 nucleotides long. The record is from RefSeq and is a predicted model, not a curated record. Lineage: Eukaryota; Viridiplantae; Streptophyta; Magnoliopsida; Solanales; Solanaceae.